CCAAAUUUCACUGGCCUAACACAUUGUGAUAUUCCAAUUUUCUUCCUAGCACUGUCCCUAUGCAUCCUUAUUUUUACAGGGCUGUUGUCUGCAUACAGUUUUGUCUUCUGCUUUUUCAUGAAAUGUUGUAACACGAGCAUUUUCCAUGUUGUUACCUAGUCUUCAUUUUUGAUGGCAUAUAUUUCUUUCAGUAGCCGUGUUUUAAUUUCUUCAACACUUCCCACCCUUGAACAUUUACUUUUCUUCCAACUUGUUUUGGCAUUGUAGUUUACACUGCAGUCAUCGGCUUUAGAAUAAUUUCCUUAGCAUCCUUCCCAGGUACAGGAUUGUCCGUUCAAUGGUCCAGUUAUUUCCAUUGCUUUUAGGGCUGCCAAACUCUCCGGCCAAAGGUUAAUACCAGCGAAGCACUGGUACUGCCUUUUCUCUUUAAUUUUUGUUAUUUUUACAGGUGUCUCUUUGCUUCAAUCCGCCUUGCUCUGAAAUCUGUCCACUGAUCUCCUGCGGAGAAGGCACCCAUUUUGAGGGCACGUAACCCCGGAGUCCCGAGGCAGCUCCCGCCCCUUCUUCGCCGGCUCCACACCCCCCGCGCCGGACUACACUUCCCAGGUGGCCCCGCGCAGCGGGCGCAGCCGCACUUUCCAGCUGCCGGUCGGGACGCGGAGUUUGAGGUUUACCGCGGAGCGCAAUGGACGCAUGGGGCGAGCGGCUGGCCGGCGUGCGCGGGGUGCUGCUGGACAUCUCGGGCGUGCUGUACGACGGUGGCGAAGGCGGCGGCACGCCGAUUGCGGGCUCCGUAGAGGCGGUGGCGAGACUGAAGCAGUCCCGGCUAAAGGUGAGGUUCUGCACCAAUGAGUCACAGAAGUCCCGAGGCAAGCUGGUGGGGCUGCUUCGGCGGCUGGGCUUCGACAUCUCCGAGGGCGAGGUGACCGCCCCGGCGCCUGCCGCCUGCCUGAUCCUGAAGGAGCGAGGCCUUCGGCCACACCUGCUUGUCCACGAUGGAGUGCGCUCAGAAUUUGAGCAAGUUGACACCUCCAACCCAAACUGUGUCGUAAUUGCUGAUGCAGGAGACGGCUUUUCUUAUCAAAACAUGAACAAAGCCUUCCAGGUGCUCGUGCAGCUGGAAAAGCCUGUGCUCAUAUCACUGGGAAAAGGACGCUACUACAAGGAGACCUCUGGCCUGAUGCUGGACGUGGGUGCCUACAUGAAGGCGCUUGAGUACGCCUGUGGUAUCGAAGCCGAGGUGGUGGGGAAACCGUCUCCUGAGUUUUUCAAGUCUGCCCUGCAGGAGAUGGGGCUGGAGGCCCACCAGGCCAUCAUGAUCGGAGACGAUAUCGUGGGUGACGUCGGCGGUGCCCAGCGGUGUGGAAUGAGAGCCCUGCAGGUGCGGACCGGGAAGUUCAGGCCCAGUGACGAGCACCAUCCAGAAGUGAAGGCUGAUGGGUAUGUGGACAACCUCGCAGAGGCCGUGGACCUGCUGCUGCAGCACGCAGACAAGUGACAGGCCUGGGAGGGCCCCCAGCCUCCUGCCGCCCGCCCCCGUGCCUGGACCACCAAGGCCUUCCCCUUCGUCCUCUACAGGCAGGCAAGAGGGCACCAGCCUGACAGUCGUGGGCUGUCCUGCCCCGGGGCCUGAGCCUGGCCAGCCCUUCCUCUGUCUCCCUCUGCUGUGCCCUUCCACCCUCCCCCCAGUCACGUCCCCCAGUCUCCCAGGCAGAGUGUGUCCCCUUCCUGAUGGCCUGCCUGUGCUGCCCUAGUGAAGUCAGGACAGUGGAACAGACCUCCAGAGAAGGAAAUGCUCUGGGCGUGGGCCGGAGGUGCUCUGGGAAUGUCCCCGAUGCACGUGACCCUGUGCACCUGGACCCGUCAGUGCUCCACUUAACUGGACCAGGGCCAUUUGCCCGCUGCCUCUUUAUCAAACGUUCUUUGCAUUUAGUGAGGAGCCUGGUGGAAACGAGCCUCUCGUGCAGUCCAUGCAGCUCUGAGCUGAGACUGCCCAGCCAUCCCCACCCACACCCGGAGUCCGAGUGGCCGCUUAGCACCCUGCCCUCCCCCCACCCCACGCAAUGCCGGCCCACCCUCUCCUGUCCCCAGAAGUCACCUUUGGAGCCAAAAGCUGGGGCAGCUCCAAGGGCACUUGGAAGACCACGUGCUAUAGAGCAAGAAUGUUAACCUCUAGGAUCAAGGUCGCAGGCACAGAGGGUACAACUUUUUGGAGCCACAACUUGAUAGACUUGUGUCAUCCCAGUGUGUGCAGGAGGAAACUAACCGUUAAAUAAACCGCGCUGAUCUGCAGCCGACUCGCGCCCU
Messenger RNA from Rhinolophus ferrumequinum (greater horseshoe bat), 2307 nucleotides. It is a transcript of the gene LHPP, whose product is annotated as phospholysine phosphohistidine inorganic pyrophosphate phosphatase. Gene Ontology annotation, biological process: dephosphorylation. Gene Ontology annotation, cellular component: cytosol. Gene Ontology annotation, molecular function: inorganic diphosphate phosphatase activity; phosphatase activity. The record is from RefSeq and is a predicted model, not a curated record. Lineage: Eukaryota; Metazoa; Chordata; Mammalia; Chiroptera; Rhinolophidae. Bases 686 to 1498 code for a protein of 270 amino acids. The transcript is spliced from 7 exons.